Molecule: messenger RNA, 942 nt
Organism: Heterocephalus glaber (naked mole-rat)
Lineage: Eukaryota; Metazoa; Chordata; Mammalia; Rodentia; Bathyergidae
Product: olfactory receptor 8K3
Biological process (GO): G protein-coupled receptor signaling pathway
Cellular component (GO): membrane
Molecular function (GO): G protein-coupled receptor activity; olfactory receptor activity
Source: RefSeq, a predicted model, not a curated record
AUGGAGGGGCACAACUUCACAGCGGUGACCAAGUUCAUUCUGCUGGGCAUCACAGUUCACCCUGAGCUGCAGGCCCCACUGUCCUUCCUGUUUCUCAUCAUCUACCUGAGCUCACUGCUGGGCAACCUGGGCAUGAUUGUCCUUACCCUGGUAGACCCCAGGCUGGAAACUCCCAUGUACUUUUUCCUCAGACACCUGGCUCUCACUGAUCUCGGCUAUUCUACAGCUGUGGGGCCCAAAAUGCUGGCUAAUUUUGUUAUGGAUCAAAAUUCAAUCUCAUAUAAUUGUUGUGCUACACAGCUGGCUUUCUUUCUUUUGUUUGUUGCUUGUGAGCUUUUUAUUUUGUGCUCUAUGUCCUAUGACCGUUAUGUAGCCAUCUGUAACCCUCUGCUCUACACUGUGGUCAUGUCACCAAGGGUGUGUUGGGUACUAGUGGCUAUUCCCUAUCUCUACUGCACAUUUGUGUCUCUUUUGAUCACUACAAAGAUUUUCACUUUGUCCUUCUGUGGAUACAAUGUCAUCAAUCAUUUCUACUGUGAUAGUCUUCCCUUGUUAUCUUUAGUUUGCUCAGACACACAUGAAGUUGAAGUGAUGAUGCUAAUCUUAGCAGCUUUUAACUUGAUUUCCUCUCUCCUUGUGGUCCUCGUGUCCUACCUGCUCAUCUUCAUAGCCAUUCUCAGGAUGAACUCUGCAGAGAGCAGACGCAAGGCCUUCUCCACCUGCGGGUCCCACCUGACCAUGGUCACCAUGUUUUAUGGGACCCUGAUAUUUAUGUACAUGCAGCCCAAGUCCAGUCACUCCUUUGACACUGACAAAGUGGCUUCCAUAUUUUACACCCUGGUCAUCCCCAUGUUGAAUCCUUUGAUCUAUAGCUUGAGAAAUAAAGAUGUAAACUGUGCCCUACGAAAAGCACAGAAAAAGCUGUGCAAUAUCUUUUCUUAA